CGAGUUUAUGGCAAAGGUGGGGAGGGCCGCGCGAUCAAGAUGACGGUUCCAUGCGAGGACGGCCGCCUGGGCCAGCUCCGCGCGCUGAAGGCCCGCCUGCUGCUCGCCGGCCAGGGCGCCGAGCGCGCCGCCGCGGCGCCUGCCGCGCCGCCGGUGCCGCCCGAGGUGCCCGAGGCCCCGUGGGAGCCCGCCGCCGGCACCUGGCGGGGCCGCGAGAGCUGCAGCCUGGAGGCGCUGUACUCCGAGGCUCUGCAGCGCGAGGCGGCCCUGCACGACCUCUCGAACGGUGACGAUGACGACUCUGGCAGCGAGUGCGGCGGCAGCGGCGGCAGCGGGUCGGCCGACGGCGCCAGCGAGACGGGCAGCGUCAAAAGCGAGGAGCUGCUGGAGCAGGAGCUGAACGGCAGGUACGCCGUCUUGGAAUCCUUGCUCCGGGAGAAGCGCGGGCUGGAGGAUCAGCUUCGCGAGCUGCACCAGCUGACCGGACAGGGGUACCGCCCGGGCGCUCAGAGCAGGGGAGCGGGGGAGCGGGGAGAGGGAGGCGGGCAGCUCGGGGCGCAG
This is a messenger RNA of Prorocentrum cordatum, 561 nucleotides long. NCBI's taxonomy places the organism in Eukaryota, Dinophyceae, Prorocentrales, Prorocentraceae. The record is from the annotation of a GenBank genome assembly.